AUGCCCUCCCAUUUACUUGAUGUUAUGCACCCUCCCUCUACUGUUUUUGAGAUCAUUGAAAAAGAAUUCAACAGAUUUUUCUGGAGUGGUGUUGAUGGUGCAAAAAGACAACACUGGGCAUCCUGCGAUAAUUUAUCUUUUCCCUAUACUGAGGGAGGAGCUAAUUUCAGGAAGCUCAUGGAUAUUUGUAAAGCUUAUAGUGCCAAACAAUGGUGGAGAUUUAGGACUCAAGACUCUCUGUGGAGUCAAUUUCUCAAGGCUAAAUUUAGUCCUAGAUCCCAUCCUGUCACUAUUAAAUGGAGGAGUGGCCAAUCCCACAACUGGAAAUCCAUGGCUGACAUCAAAGAAAAAGUGGAGAUGGCAAUUUUCUGGAAUAUUGGUAGAGGCAAUGUCUCCUUUUGGUAUGAUCAAUGGACUUCUCUAGGUCCUCUCUAUAAACUACUACCAACAGGGACUGUCCCCAAUAGGAGUGUCAUUAGAGAUGCCUUUAACGGUCAAAACUGGUACUGGAAUGUUUGUGUGGAUGUACCUGAUAACAUCAAAGAUCACAUUCUUCAUAUGAAUCUCAAAUUCUAUGAUGAAGAGGAUAAACCAUGCUGGAUGAAAACAAACUCAGGCAGCUUUUCGACAGGAAGUGCAUGGAAUUUCUUGAGGUCACCUAGAAGGGAGGUUCCUUUUAUGAGCAAAUUGUGGAACAAGUCCAUACCUUUCAAAAUGUCCUUCUUUGUGUGGAGAAUUCUUAAAAGCAAAGUCCCAACCGAGGAUAUUAUUAACAGAGCUCAUACUAAUGAUACUUCUAACUGUGUCUGUUGCAGGAUAGCGCAACCUGAAACUUUAAAUCAUAUUUUUCUUGGCGUACCACUUGCGGCUGCUGUAUGGAACCACUUUGGUUGCCAAUUUGGCAUGCCUAGCCAUUUCAAUUCCUUGCAGCUUGCCCUUGAUACUUGGUGGAAUUCAAGACCUUCUAAUCUUGUUAUUGCUUUUGUCUUCAAAAUUUGCCCUAUAAUCAUUACUUGGUUUUUGUGGAAAACAAGAUGCAGUGGUAAAUAUGGCAGUAAAAAACCUUUCUUGCCCAGAAUUUUCCAUCAGAUCUGCCAAAAUAUUUUAAACGUAGUAAGACUUCAAUUACUUAAUUUUAAAUAUGACCUAUCUUGGAUGGAACUAACUUGCCUUCUUGAGAAAAAAAUGGCUUUUAAAGUGUGCAUGAUAGUCUUCUGGAAAAGACCAGCCAUCAACUUUCUCAAAAUUAAUAGCGAUGGAAGUCACAAGGAUGAAUCCAGUGGUGGAGGAGGUGUGAUCAGAGACUCUCAAGGGAAGAUGAUCAUGGCAUACUCCAUCCCAUUUGACGAGGUUUCCAGCAAUGUGGCCGAAGCCAAAGCCCUUCUUUUUGGCAUCCAAUGGAGCAUUCAAAAUGGGAUAAAUUCAUUGGAAUUGGAAACUGAUUCCAUGAUCCUUGCAGCAUGGGUUAAAGAUGUAUUCAAGAUCCCUUGGCAAGUUGACGCAACCAUCAAGGAAAUUAAAAGAGCUUUGAUUGGCACUUCUUGGUCGAUUCAACACUGUUUUAGAGAAGCUAACAAGGUGGCGGACACUCUUGCUUCAUUGAGCCACUCGUCCCAGACCAACAAGCUUUACAACAAUUUUGAUGAUCUCCCCCUAAAGGUCAAAGGUCUGAUCAAUCUGGACAAAGCAGGUUUUCCAAACUUUAGGGUAAGGAACAAAAAAGCUAAAGAAAUCAAUCUCAGUGAUGUGGUACAUAAUGUAUAG
Messenger RNA from Lycium barbarum (goji berry), 1764 nucleotides. RefSeq lists its product as uncharacterized. The record is from RefSeq and is a predicted model, not a curated record. The transcript has a single exon. The coding region runs from base 1 to 1764 and encodes 587 amino acids. Gene Ontology annotation, molecular function: RNA-DNA hybrid ribonuclease activity; nucleic acid binding. NCBI's taxonomy places the organism in Eukaryota, Viridiplantae, Streptophyta, Magnoliopsida, Solanales, Solanaceae.